AUGUACAAGGUUUUAGUCCCCUUAGUAUUCCUAGUAGUUGUAGUGGCCGCAGAUGACCUCGGGAUGAAGUACGUCAUGAGGAUGUACGAGGACUGUCAGAGGACGGAUGGCAUACUUCCUUGUUUGAAAAAGAAAGCCAUCCUGUUCUUUGACAGGGCAGCAAGGAUGGAAGCCAUACCUUUGAUAGAUGGAGUGAAUAUUGUGAAGACUUCUGAUAUGGAGAUAGUGCCAGUUAGUGAGAAUGACAUUGAUGCCAGCUUGCCAAGGAAUCUGGAGAGCAAGGACGAAGCACUGACAGAGAUGCUCUGGAAUAGAAUAGCUGCCUUCGCUAACUCAAGAACAAUCCAACUGUCACUCCCAAAAAUGACAGGGCAGGAACUUAACAAGGGUGUUGAAGAAGGUCGAGGUAAGAUGAAGAAAAUGAUGGGCAUGAUGAUGAUGGGAGCGGCAAUGAAAAUGGCAUCGAUGAUCCCACUUGCCAUCGCUGGACUUUUUGUGCUAGCGGGGAAAGCGCUUAUAGUGUCAAAGAUCGCUCUACUUCUAGCCGGUAUCAUCGCACUGAAGAAGAUCAUCGCUCAGAAGAACGGAGGAGGCGGUGGUGGUCAUGAGAGCCAUGGAUGGUCAUCAAGUGGGGGUAGCAGUGGAGGCUGGGACCGCAGAUCUUAUGACGCGUCAGACUUAGCGUAUGCGGCGUACAAAAAGAACUAG
Molecule: messenger RNA, 708 nt
Organism: Melitaea cinxia (Glanville fritillary)
Lineage: Eukaryota; Metazoa; Arthropoda; Insecta; Lepidoptera; Nymphalidae
Exons: 3
Coding region: 1-708 (235 amino acids)
Source: RefSeq, a predicted model, not a curated record